CUUAUUAGCAUACCUUCCACUCGAUAGCGCUUCAUAUUCACUUCGACCCUCCGCCAAUCAUACCACCCCAAAUCUAACACGACACUUCCAACACACGCAUUCAUGACUUCCGUGCUCCCUUGUAGACCCGUCGUUGACUUCGCUUCUGAUCCGACCAAAGCGUAUCCGUCACCUCCCUUUUCACCUCCCCCAUCCACGCAUUUUCCGUCCAAACUUCAAACACCCUCUCCCAAAUCCAAUCGACCUUCCAAUCGAACAACUCCGGUCAUGGCACCGUCUGGUAGACCGUCCACAGCGGGUGGAAUGCCUCCACCCAGAGGGUCCAGAGGCUCGAUGCCUGCUGGGGUCCUGGACGAAUUUGGCUCUUACGGCCCCGCGACCAGUGGUCCCUCUUCGGCCUCCACCUCGGCGAGAAUAAAACAGACGACCCCUGCAACUCCUGUCCCAAUCGCCUCUUCCUCUGAUCAUCCCUCUGGCGCGACUGAUCACGCCGAUCGACAGCGGAAUCGUCAAUCACACAACCCAUCCACAGCACUGAUCAACGCGUCGCCACCGAAACCAGAGUACCUGACGGAUGAAUAUGUCUUACAUCCUUCUGUAUGGUCCUACAAACAAGCUCAUCCACGCAGACCCAUGGUCGGUUUCGGGCCAUACGUCUUGCUACAAACCCUUGGCGAGGGCGAGUUCGGCAAAGUCAAGCUCGGUGUGCACACCGAAUUCGGAGUCGAGGUAGCCAUCAAAUUGAUGCGUCGCGGCAGUCUGAGUGACGAAACGAGGGCAAGCAAGGUUGAAAGGGAGAUUGACGUUCUGAAGACCUUAAAACACCCAAACAUUGUGCGCAUGUUCGAUGUCAUCGACACCGAAAAGUACAUUGGCAUCGUCCUCGAGUUUGCAGGAGGUGGUGAACUCUUCGAUCACAUUCUCGCCAGUCGAUACCUCAAAGACAAGGACGCGCAAAAGCUCUUUGCACAGCUCAUAUCCGGAGUCGACUAUCUCCACAAGAAGCACAUCGUUCAUCGAGAUCUCAAGCUCGAGAACUUGCUACUCGACAAGCACCGCAAUAUCAUCAUCACAGACUUUGGUUUCGCCAACCGUUUCGAUCACGCGACGGACGAUCUCAUGGCCACAUCGUGCGGGUCGCCAUGUUACGCAGCUCCGGAGCUCGUCGUGUCUGAAGGUCUGUACGUCGGCUCGGCGGUGGAUAUCUGGUCCUGCGGUGUCAUUCUGUACGCCAUGUUGUCUGGAUACUUGCCAUACGACGACGAUCCUGAGAAUCCAGAUGGAGACAACAUCAACCUUCUGUACAAAUACAUCAUGUCGACCAAACUCAACUUCCCCGAUCACAUGUCUGCAGCUGCCAAGCAUUUGCUUCAGAUCAUGUUGGUUCCGAAUCCCGAGCAGCGAUGUAGCAUCGAGGACAUCAUGAACCAUCCCUGGCUGGCAGCUUACCGCGACAUUUUCGAGCGGUCCGUUGACGAUCACGAGUACAUCUUUCAAGACAGCAUGUACCGCAAAUCUCAGACGGCCAAGCGGGAGCUUGCCGACCGACGCAAAGUUCAAAUCGAAGGCAAGCAAGCGAGAAUGGCAAUGGCAAGAAGUCAAUCCAGCGCUCCUGGUGCCACCGUCUCUGCUGGCGUGGCUGAUCAGCAUCGUCGACAGAGAGAGAACCGUCAUCACAGUGCUUUGCCAGGAACGACUACCAUGCCAGCAUUUCUCAAUAAGGCUGGCGCAUCGCUGCCGGCUACCGUGCCCCCUCCCGCCCGGCAGUCUCUCCCGAUCGCUGCGCCUGUACCUGCCGUUCCUCGCACUUCACCCGUCACUGCUGCAGCCAGCACACUACCCACUCCUCCCGCGACAGCAGCGAGUGGAUCUGUGCCUUCAGAUCGUCCUCGUGACUCGCCUAGAUCCAAUCCUUCGCCUCCCAAGAUCUCUCGCGUGGGUACUGCAGACAACUCCAAUGAGGCCGUCGAGAACGAGCGGAUGGAUGUGGAUACGAGCGACGAGUCCCAAUAUGCCGCCAGACCGCCAAUGUCCUCAAACAAGAAUCGACACACGAUUCAGGUGGAAUAUGACGGUGAUGCUUCAUAUGAGAAGAUGAAAGAAAUACUCCGUGCCAAACGAGCCGCUGCGGCUGGCGGAGCUUCGAUCCCUGUUUUGCCUGUGCCGCUGUCGGUUCCUAUUGUCGACAGGUCAUCGCCUGAAAAAUCAGUCACGAGCGACAUUGACAUGGAUUCAGAGUCAGAGAUCGGUCAUGCGCCCGAAGGUACAGUGGAAUCGGCGGUCAUUGGCUCAGAAGUUACUCCGGCGGCAUCGCAAGUCCUGACUCCUCUCACCACUCCUCCUAUAAGCAAUAUUGUCGAAAUCGUCCCCGGCGAGAUUGUUGAGGCUACCCCAAGGACGCCAUCGAAGAAGGGCAAAGAGUCCUCGCGGGAUGUUGCUUCGCCGUCCACACCUCGCGCGAGCAAGGGGCAAGACACUUUGGAGGAGGUCGUCACUCCACGGGCACCAUCAAAGCAGCCCCUGUCAACGCCUCGUACCGGCGGGAAACGCGCAGAUUCCAUGCCGUCCACAACCCUUCUACCCUCCGUUUCCAACCAAACGACACCCAUUGCUAAAGUCAACCCGUCUCUCAAGCCCACCGGUCUACCUCGUCCACCUUCGCCAAAGCGCGAGCGAUACCGCAAAGGCAUGUCUUUGGACAAGUUCGGACUGGCCAAAUUGCUCGGUCAAGCUUCUGCUUCCUCUAGCGUUGACGUAUCCCGACCGCCUGUCAGUUCAAGCGCGACCGCAGCUGCCAAGAUUCAAUCCAGGCAAGUCCAGGCCGAACAGCAGGAGACUGGUCUUUUCCGAACCAAGAGUCAAAAGGCCAAACGACAGAGCGUGCUAGGAUCGGACCUUGUGGAAACCGAUUCCAAGGAGAAGAAGACGAGGCGUAGAACGUUGCAGCUUAUGGUCAAUCGUGGCAACCCUCGCGAUUCUCGAGCAGCUCCAUCUCCUGCCGCUGUGACCCCUCUGGUUCCCCGCGAUAUGAAUCCCGUUCCUAUCUCGAAAUCAGCCGCCACCGCCUCUGGCAAGCUCGAGUCGAGUGCGCCUAUUGCGAUCGGGUCUGAGGGCAUCCGCCCGACAUCUGCUGUCGGAGAUCGCGGCGCUCAGUCUUCGGCAUCCAUUGUCACCGUUGAUGCUUUCGCAGCUCGACCUACGUCGCCCGUGGGACACAAGACGGCGAGCUCGAGCGCCGCGAAGAAGGUCAUGGAUUGGUUCCGGAAAAAGUCGAUCGCUCGAGACACUUUGGUGUCUUUGAAACAAUCUGGGGUCAAGACUGAUUCCCAGUCCUCAUUCGUACAAGUCUCCGACUCCCCGUUACGACAUGCUGCCAGGGAGAGUCGAGCACAGAUUGGCUCGACGGCCAAUCUGGCCGCAAUGAGCAGUACAAGCAGCGUCGCUGCCACCGCCGAGGGUCCAAGCAUUUUUGCGGCGGACAUUGUACCAGAUGCUGCCGGACUCGAUGCCAUCAAGAAGCCGUCGGACCUGCCACCGCCCUUGAUGGUACCGUUGCAGGCGAAUUCUGAAGUGUCCAGUGGAACAACCAGUCCCGCACGUGUCCCUCUUGGCUCUGCUGCCAAUAAGACGAACAUCGAUUCGGUCAUGCUCAAUUCCACCACCUCCCUCGUGCCGCCGACACGAAACUCCAUGCCAUUGCCAGCCAGAUCCAAAUCCCACAUGCCAGGGUCUGAAAGUCUCUCGACGGCGACGAACACAGCUCCGACCAAGAUUGUCGCUCUGCGCGAUGCUCCAUCGCCGACACGUAACGACGAGCUCAAGAUGCGCGUCCACACUGGCCUGGUUGAUCAAUCUGCUCUUUCUUCCAAGCCCCCGAAAGAGGUCAUGGUCGAAGUCCUCCGUGUCCUGCAAGGCAUGGGUAUGGAGAUCAAAAAGGAGAAUGACUUCAAGCUGCGGUGCACGCGUGUCCGACGACGAAAAGCGGGGCCAACUACGGGUUUGGGUCUUGGUAGCGUCAUGAGUGUGGGCAGCGGCAUCAACCCUUUCACAUUAGUGAGCUCUGCAUCCACGAGCAAGAUCGACAAUCGGGGCUUGCCUAUUCCCAACUCUCCAUCAACGGGCGGAAUACUCUCAUCGGCCAGCGGAGGGCUCAAAGGCAUGCUCUUACGUCGUGGUUCGUCGUACUCCGCGACCAACCCUCUCUCACGGGUAGAGUCCAGCGACAUACUAGGCUCUCCGUCCGCAUCUACCAUUGGCUUUGGCUCGCCGAUACCUGGUACGCCCGGAAGUCCUGCUUUGGCAGAACCCCUCUACGGAGAGCACUCGGUCGACAGUGGUGAUGAGGUCAAAUUCAUCGUCGAGUUGUGCAGGAUCAAGAAUUUACCUGGUUUAUACCUGUUGACAAUCAAGCGAUUGAGGGGUUCAGUAUGGAGCUUUAAAUUCAUCUAUCAGACUGUCAUCGAACGGUGUGAGACUCUAACUCACUAGGCUGUUUUUGCGACUGGCCCGGGCCCUUCUCUACACCCAUCAUAUCACCAAUUCAUCCUUCGUUCAUUCACCUUUCACGGACUGCGACGUCUAAUUGUCCACGUCCAGCUCUACAGUCACACUUUCCGCCUCCACAUUCUCCAUGAUGUACAUUGUUUUCCCCGGAUCCUGAACACCGC
Molecule: messenger RNA, 4667 nt
Organism: Kockovaella imperatae
Lineage: Eukaryota; Fungi; Basidiomycota; Tremellomycetes; Tremellales; Cuniculitremaceae
Exons: 7
Coding region: 103-4488 (1461 amino acids)
Biological process (GO): intracellular signal transduction; protein phosphorylation; microtubule cytoskeleton organization
Cellular component (GO): cytoplasm
Molecular function (GO): tau-protein kinase activity; ATP binding; protein serine/threonine kinase activity
Source: RefSeq, a predicted model, not a curated record